This is a messenger RNA of Lathyrus oleraceus (garden pea), 1307 nucleotides long. Its product is annotated as triacylglycerol lipase 2. Lineage: Eukaryota; Viridiplantae; Streptophyta; Magnoliopsida; Fabales; Fabaceae. Gene Ontology annotation, biological process: lipid metabolic process. Gene Ontology annotation, molecular function: hydrolase activity, acting on ester bonds. The record is from RefSeq and is a predicted model, not a curated record. The transcript has 8 exons. The coding region runs from base 1 to 1242 and encodes 413 amino acids.
AUGGCCAGCAGUGUAACAAUUAGUUUUUUCUCAAUAGUACUCUUGAUUUGCAUUACAGUAUCAGCACAAGGAAGAAAAUCACUUCACACAACAAAUGAGUUUUCAGCAAACUCUCUAGUAACCAAUGAUGGUAUCUGCAAGACUUUGGUGGAGACACAAGGUUACAAAUGUGAAGAACAUACGGUAACAACAAAUGAUGGCUAUAUCUUGAGUGUGCUAAGAAUCCCGACGGGGCGGUCCGGUAAGAAAGCCGACAAGCCACCUGUGCUAUUACAACAUGGUCUCUUUUGUUUUAACUUUUAUGAUUUAUUUCAGGAUGCUGCAAUAUGGUUGGUCAAUAAUCCAGAAGAAUCAUUAGGGUUUAUUUUAGCAGACAGUGGAUUUGAUGUGUGGCUUGUUAAUGGCCGCGGCACAAAAUAUAGCAGCAGACACACAUCACUAACUACUUAUGACAUGGCUUACUGGGAUUGGUCAUGGGAAGAAUUAGCUAAUUAUGAUCUUCCUGCAUCAGUAGAAUAUGUGUUCAAUCUUACAGGUCAAAAAAUACACUAUGCAGGUCAUUCUCAGGGAACUUUAGUGGCUUUUGUUGCUUUAUCUCAAGGGAAGCUUGUGAAUAUGUUGAGAUCAGCUGCAUUACUAAGUCCUAUUGCUCAUAUGAAUCAACUUGCUUCACCAGCAAUAAAACUUGCUGCACAAUUAUUUUUAGCUAAUGACGUUUAUUGGUUAGGUCUCCGCGAAUUCAUUCCUCUAUUGAAUGAAGCAGCCAAAUUUGUGGGUCAAAUAUGCUCCACUCUACAUCAACCCUGCUUUGACUUAAUCACAUUUUUCACAGGUCCAAAUUGCUGCUUAAACUCUUCCAGAAUUGAUUUCUAUACUGACUAUGAACCAAAUCCAACAUCAACAAAGAACCUGAUCCAUCUAUCCCAAAUGAUCCGAACAGGACAAGUAGCAAAGUAUGAUUAUGGAAUUCUAAAUAUGCUACGUUAUGGACAACUGUUUCCUCCAACUUAUGACAUGACCAAAAUCCCAAAAGAAUUUCCACUUUUUAUAAGCUAUGGAGGGAAAGAUUAUCUAUCUGAUGUACAAGAUGUGAAGGUUUUGCUCAAUGAUCUCAGUAAUCAUGAUGCAAACAAGCUUGUGGUACUGUAUAAAGAUGAAUAUGCACAUGUUGAUUUUAUUAUGGGUAUUGAUGCUAAACAAGUCGUUUAUGAUCCCGUGCUAGCCUUUUAUAACUCUUACUGAUUUUACAACAAGUGGUAUUGUGCUCGGGGAGUGUUUGUGGUAUGUUGUUGAGGGUGAUUCAAGUC